Acyrthosiphon pisum (pea aphid) is the source of this 5175-nucleotide messenger RNA. RefSeq names its product MATH and LRR domain-containing protein PFE0570w-like. Gene Ontology annotation, cellular component: Set1C/COMPASS complex. Gene Ontology annotation, biological process: replication fork processing. The coding region runs from base 2499 to 4886 and encodes 795 amino acids. The record is from RefSeq and is a predicted model, not a curated record. The transcript is spliced from 7 exons. Lineage: Eukaryota; Metazoa; Arthropoda; Insecta; Hemiptera; Aphididae.
UAUUAUAUUUAUAUUAACUAAUUAUUAUAUAACUAAAUAUUAUUAUUAGUUAUUAUAGUUUAUUUCUUAUUAUAGACAAACGCGUCAACACGCUAGUGGACAAUUUAUUUCUGGGGUUUGUGAAAAUCUGGCAAUAUUAUAGAGAUAUACUUUCGGUUUUUUUUUGUUAUAACAUUUACAGAAAAAACAUAAUUUUUUGAGACAGUAAAAAUGCUUCAAUUUUCUUCAACAGCAUAAUUUCUGGUUGGUACUUUUGGGUCAGAAUUUAACCUACUGUUGUAGUUACUAUAAUGCCUGUAAUAAUAGUAAUAAUAGUAAAAUAAAUUACUGUCAUCACAAUAAUAUCAUCAAAUAUACUUGGUAAUAUCAUAGAACAAUAAUAAUUGUAAUAUUAUAGACAGUCUUAUCGCUCAGAAUCGUUUUUCGUAGGUCGAGCGAGCCGACUUCCACUCAUCCGCUUUUUGUUCUCGAUGAUUUUAUAUUUGAAUAUUUGAUUCAUUACUUUACUAACCGUUCAAAGUCAUUUAGAUGAUAUCUAAUAUUAUCAUUUUUUUUUUAUUUAAUAAAUUUAAGUGUCAGCAUAUUUUAUCCUAUUACAAGUGUCAAUAGUGUCAACAAUUAUACAAUUUUACAAAAUACAAUGUUGUGUUAGUUGAUCUGAGUCGUAGUUGGUUAGGUAUAGAUCAGGAUAAAUUAUCAUUGUAUAGACUAUCACCUUUAUCAUAGUAUAGAUAGUUUUAAAUAAUAUAAUGAGAAAAGGAAAAAGAGAUACCUAAGAUAUAAUAGUUGAUAGCUAAACAUAAAUGUGCAUACAUUUAAUUAGAAUUAUCUGGUCGAUAAGACUGAUGAGAGAAGGGAGAUAAAGGGACUAACUAGUGAGUGUAAAUUUGAGAGAAUAUUGGCGAUUUUGUAUUCCCUGGGUGAGUUUUGAUUUUUGGUGGCUUCUGCAUACAGUCACACAGAUAUAUUAUACUGUAUAUACCUACUAUACUAUACUAUAAUAUACUAAAGGGACUCAGGGGCGGCUCCAGAGCCUUGGUUAAGGGGGGGGGCAAGUUAUAAUUUCACAAAAUCUUAUUACAAAAAGAAAACAACAAUUUUUACAACACAAAUUCAAGUCGUCUAUUUUUAGUCCAUUUACCCAGCAGGUAUACACCGUCAUACCUCUAUGGCCCAUAAUAGUCCAUAUAUGACAAUAUUAUAAUAAUUUAAUAUGUAUUUUUUGUUAACAAUAUACAUUUUUUAUAAAUACAGGCUUGGGGGGGCGCGGCCCUUAGCCGCUCACCUGGAGGGACUCUUGGGGGCUGGGGCUGUUUUUUGAAGAAAAAAAUGAAAUUAAAAAUGUCAUAUAAUUAACAUUAAGUCCUGAACGCCAUAAUAUAAUAUUAUAAUAUAUUUUUUAAUUAAAUGCAUUAUCCAAAGUAGGUACGUACGCAGUUUUAGUCAAUCAAAAACAAUGAUCAAUAAUAUUACAUGUAAAAAUCUCUUGCAGUAGCCAGUAGGUAUAAUUCAGCAUAUUAUUCUAUAAUUUGUCACAACGCCCGAGGUAACUUCGAUUGCCGUAUAUGUCUGGUUAAGUUGUUUAUAAGUGGAAAGUGUCGAGCAUGGUUUUGCUUGUGAUGCUUUUCAAGAACAUUUUUUGUUUACAUCACCAAGCCACAAUACGUCCUUGUCGAUUGAAGUCCUGAAUAAUAUCCUAGUCCAUGGUUUCAUCCUACUAUAGUAUAGAAGCACCGUUUCACCGGCCCGGCAUGAUUAUUGAUUACCAGAGAACUGUUUGAGUACGACCACGGUACAACGGUACAGCGUGGCGGGAACCGUCGUUCGGGUCAAGAUUGAACCGCUUCGCGCAGCAGACCGAGCCGCCGAUCACUGCCUGGCAUAAUACAGCUCACAAGCUCACUACGUAUACAGCUGCAGUUUCAUGGCGGCUCUGUGUCUAGUUUGUGGUGGGGAUGCGCGUACAAAACGUGUUUCGAGGAUUGAAGAGUGGUUCAAUCUUGAACUGAAAUACUGAAUAGAGAUUAAUGUUUAUUAUUUACGUUAUACAUAAUGUUGUACUUUAAAGUUCUAAGUUAUAGUUUUUGAGAAAUGUUUCAAAUUAAUCGUAGUUCGCAGAAUGUUCAUCAGCUUUUCGUACGGAUUUCGUAUUGGUGUGUUGAGAAAUCUAUUAUUUUGUUGAAGUAAUUAAUUUUUAUUUGUUGACUAAUUAUUGUGUUCAAUUAGUUUUUCCCAAGUUACUAUGUUUACAUAAUGACGUUGAAGUGGGUUUUGACUCGAAUUCUUAUGUUAUUGCAACGUGUUGGACACCUGCAAUAUUAUAAGAAUCUAUGGAUUCUUAAACUAAUUUAUAUUAAUAGUGUAAUAACUAAUUAAAAUAAUUCACAAGUAAUAUCUUAUUUUAUAUUUGUGUCUUACAUCAAUAUAUAUACUUGGUCAAUGAACAUGGUGUUAAUUGAACACCCAUAAAAUAUUGCUUAAAAGCAUGGGAUUCUUCGAUGGAGCAGAAAAAUGAUACAUUAGGAGUUGAAGAUGUGUUUAUGCUGCUUGAGACAUUAAAGUCUAAUGGUACAUUUGAUGAAAUCCGUAAGAAUUGUAUUACUGAUAUCUAUGCUAAGCUAACUUACCAAAAUUGGAAACAGCUCAUAGAAUCAAAUGUCAACAAAUUUUUAAGUAAAGUGAAAUUUACACCAGAAUUAAACAAAAACACUGUUCGAGAACGUCUUAGAAAACAUUUACUUUAUGGAUGUGAGACUCAAGAUAUUGAAGAAGGAGCUGAUAGAAUACUUACUCAAGUACUUGCACCCCAUUCAUUAAGUAUUUUUGAACAUAAAAUAGCGGUUGCUGUUGAUGAAUACUUGAGGAUCAAAAAUAAAACACCUCGAAUUGAACUAAACGGAUUAAAAGAAUCUAGUAUGAAUUUAAUAAAAGCAUCUAAUAUUGAAAUGAGCACUGUUCUCGAUCCCAAAAUAGAUUUUAUCCCAGAUGCUGAUAACAUGGUGUAUGAUAGAACACUAAAAGGUAAUAGAAAAAACUUGAGAUCAGGAAAAAAUGAAAAAAUCUUCAUUCUUUUUAAAGAGUGCAAAUCAUUGAAAGGCAAUCAAAGUGAAGAUACAAAUUGUGCAGGAGAAUCUUCAAAACAAAAUAGUAGCCAACACAAAACUUGUACAUCUGACAAGUCUAAGUCUUCCUCUAGUAAUCAUAAAAGUAGUAAAAAUGAUAAAAGUUGUAAAGAAGUUGUUGAAAAAUCUAAAAAUAUAGUUAAAAAAUAUAAAGAUGUCACUAAUAAUCCUAAAGAUUUUCUUAACAAGUCUAAAGAUGUUAUUAAGCCUAAAGAUAUUGUUGACAAAUCUAAGGAUAUUGUUAAUAAACCUAUAGACAUGGUUGAUAAACCUAAAGACAUCGUUGAAAAAUCUAAAGAUAAUGUUAAUAAGCCUAUAGACAUUGUUGAAAAGUCUAAGGAAAAAUCAUUUUUGUCAAAGAAUUCUAAUAGUUCAAGUCAUAAAAAUAACCAAACAGAUAGGAAAACAACUAAACGUUCUCUUGAAGAGAGAAAAAAGUCAUCUACUCUUUGUAAAGAGCCUAAAUUAUUGAACAGUAAUCAAAAUGAUAAUGAAAGUAAUUCAGGAGGAUCUUCAAAACAAAAAAGUACCAUACACAAAAAUAAAAGUUCUUCGUCUGACAAGACUAAGUUGUCCUCAAGUAAUCAUAAGAGUAGUGGAAGAGAUAAUAAUACUACAGACGUUGUUGAUUGGUCUAAAGGCAAAUCUUUGUCAAAGAAUUCUACUAGUUCUGAUAUUGAUAAGUAUGAAAAGAGAUCUUUGUCAAAAAAUGCUUGUUUUAUAGACAUCGUUGAUAAAUCUAAAAACAUAAUAUCUUUGUUGAAGAAUUCCAGUAGUACAGAUAUAACUGAUAAGUAUAAAAUCAAAUCCUCUUUAAUAAAAAAUACUAGAUGCACACGUGUCAUUGAAAAGUCUAAGGAUAAAUCUUUGUCAAAGGAUUCUAGUAGCUCAAGUCAUAUAAGUAAGCAUACUGACACUAAAAGGCUUAAACUUUCUCCAGUGGAAAAAAUUAAAUCACCUACUAAUAAAGUUAGUGAUGAAGAAAUUAAACCAGAAGAACCAGAAAAAUCUGGAUUGAAUGAUUUUCGAAAUUCUAUUCAUUCUAACAAUGGCAUAGAUAUAAUAAUGAAGGAUUCUGCGAGUACCUUAUCCAAUCAAAUAUUACACGAGGAAAUUGAAAAUAAUGGUGCAAAAGUAUUGGAUAAUGACAAAUCACUUUAUACCUUUAAAGGAUUUUCUAAAGCGGAUGCUAUUCCAUGUAAAAAUGAUCAACUAUUAAAAAAUGUGAUCAAAACCUUACAAGUACAGAUGAAUAAUCUUGAUAAAAUUGAAGAUGGUUUCAAAGGAUUUAUCAGUGCAGAAAUAAAUCCGUGUAAACAUCGAGAUAUUGUUUAUGCGGAGCUAAUUAAAAUGAAAGAAAGUAAAUACAGUACAGGUUUUAUAGGAUUCUCCAAAGAAGAUACCGCGAUAAGUAUUGGACAUAAACAUGUCGUUAAUCUACUUCAACUUUCCAAAAAACAAAAUAAUAUAGAUAAUUAUCAACAAAAUGUGAAGUGUGUUAGGAAUGGAAUCCAGAAUGGAAAACCGUUUAAUGAAGUUAUGGCAGUACAUUUAUAUAAGAGUAACAAUGAUAAUGAUGCAAAGUCAAAAAAGAAUUACAGCCCACCAAUUAAUGAUACAAAAAAAGAUAGUCCUACUGUAAUUAAUAAUAAUCACAAUCAUGACAAUUGGGUUGUUGAGCAAGAAAUUAAAUAUAAACUUUUACCUGUAAAAGUGAAACUUGAAAGACUCACAUAUGAAUGUAAUAAUGCUAACUGUGUCUGACUCUUCACAGAUACCCAUAUAAUUAACAGUAGAAAAUAACAUUUAUAACAAGAAUCGUUUUUUCAAUUAUUUGAAAAAAAGGAUCAGAAAGAAAAAUAUUUGUUUAAUGGAUAUGAUCAACAACAGAACUCUAAACCUAUUUAAAAUAUGACUGUUCAAUUACAAUAUAUAUUUUUUAGGUAUUUAUAUAAUUUCUUUAAUUCAGUACCUGCGUUUAUAUUUUAUUUAUUAUGCUGUUCAAUAUCAUGCUAUUUAAGGAAAUCAAAUUUAAUUAAAUAAUUUAUAAUAA